Molecule: messenger RNA, 681 nt
Organism: Trypanosoma grayi
Lineage: Eukaryota; Euglenozoa; Kinetoplastea; Trypanosomatida; Trypanosomatidae
Exons: 1
Cellular component (GO): Set1C/COMPASS complex
Source: RefSeq, a predicted model, not a curated record
AUGACGGAGAGCGCAUACCUGAAGCACAGCGUGGGUCCGGUGCUCGCCAAGGCAGUGGCGGAGACGGUGCUCGCGCAGCCCAGCAACCCGCAGGAGUACCUCGCACUCUACCUGCUGCACGUGCUGCAGGAGGAGGAGCGCGCCGCCGCCACCGCCGCACGCAAGCAGAAGGUGGAGGAGCAGCGGCAGACUUGGGCUAGAGAGCGCGCCCUGCGUGAGAAGCGCGCCGCUGACACGAUACAGCGCUUCUUCCGACAAUGCAAGAGCUCGCUGGAUGCACGCCGCGCAGAGGAGACGGCGCUGUGGAACAAGUACGAGGAUGCCGUCGCGGAGGUGGAGGAGCUGCUGGACAGCGACGAGGCCGCCGCUGCUGCUUCUGGCGGAAGGGCCGAAGACGCAGCGCCACCGCGUCGUGGCGGCGGCGGUGGUGGCGAAGAGGAGGAGGAGGACGAAGGCGCCCUCGAGGAUGCCGCGGAAGCGUGCGCGGAAGCCCGCGGCGAGUUCUACAAGGCGCAGCGCUUCAUGCUUUACACGCGCAAGGCACUCAUCGGGGCGCUGAAGACGCAGCUGCUGGAGCAACGCGAGCGGGUGCGCGUGGAGCAGGACCUCAUGCACGGCAUCCUCAACGCUACGACAGAGGAGAUGCAGGAGCGGGAGGAGGCCGAGGGCGCCGCUGCUGCU